Zygosaccharomyces rouxii is the source of this 513-nucleotide messenger RNA. RefSeq names its product L-methionine (R)-S-oxide reductase. The transcript has a single exon. Gene Ontology annotation, molecular function: L-methionine (R)-S-oxide reductase activity; protein binding. The record is from RefSeq and is a predicted model, not a curated record. Lineage: Eukaryota; Fungi; Ascomycota; Saccharomycetes; Saccharomycetales; Saccharomycetaceae. The coding region runs from base 1 to 513 and encodes 170 amino acids. Gene Ontology annotation, cellular component: cytosol.
AUGGCCCAUCAUGCUGAUUUUACCAAUUUCCAGUCUAAUGAUAGGAAAGAAUCAUUAGAAUUGCUACUUCAACAUUAUGAAGCUCUCAGCUCUGAACAAGACAAUUGGGUUGCCAAUUUAUCCAAUGCAUCGUCGUUGAUUUGGUAUGCCUACCACUCGCUUAAUGUUCCAGUUAAUUGGUCUGGUUUCUACAUAACUGCUAGUGAAGGUCAAUUGCUAUUGGGACCAUUCCAGGGUAAGGUCGCCUGUCAAUCCAUUGAAUUUGGCAGAGGUGUUUGUGGUAAAGCUGCAUCUGACCAAGUUACACAAGUGGUGCCUGAUGUCAACAAGCAUCCUGACCACAUUGCAUGUGAUGGAGAAACAAAGAGCGAAAUCGUUGUCCCUAUCGUAAAAGAAGGCAAGACACUAGGUGUUAUAGAUAUCGACUGUCUUGACCUAGAAGGAUUCGGCGAAACCGAUAAGCAAGCCUUGGAAAGACUAGCGGAAUUAAUAGUUAAAACAUGCAAGUUCUAA